AUGCUGUGCCAUUGGGUCACGGGUGCCCAGCUGCGGUUUGGAAGGCCUCAGCUGCUGGGACCGACGUCUUGGGGCAUGUCUCACAACGUGCAGCUCAGCUUUGACCGCUUUGGUUACGACCUGGGGCAUGUGGUCGCGGUGACAUCGGAUGGCGGGCACACCUAUGUCAACUCAACCAUGGAUACCUUUGACGUUGUAGUUCGUAAUGCCACACAGGUCACGGGCGAUAUUGCACUCGCCCACAACCUGGGCAAUGUGGCCCGCAAUCGCCCCAAUGGCAGCUUUACAGACUUCUCGGCCACCUCCUACGUGACUUACAGUGGCGAUGCGUCAAGUUCAUCUUGGCAAAGCAGCCAGAUUAACAGAUCCAUCGACUUUCAGGGUCUGCCGAUCCCUGUGUCGUGUCAUAAGUUUGCCUGCCCUUUUCGCUUUGGAGGAACUGCCUCUGCAACCCUGCCGUCGGGCACCAUGCUGCAAACGGCCAUCGUGGCUUGGGGUGGUAAUCCAAGGUCACCAGAAGCCACGAGCAUCGUCAUCUACAAGUCAACGGAUGGUGGCUUUGCUUGGCAAUACCUUGGUGUGGUGGCUAAUGCCAGUGACUACAGCUUUUCAGAGGAAGGACCCAAUGAACACGAUUUGGUGCUGACAAGCAAUGGCACGCUGGUCAUGAUCGUGCGCCUCGAUGCCGGAGAUGGACCCAUUACGCACCCAUUCCUCAACUACUACCGCACCAUCAGCGUGGACCAAGGCUAG
Monosiga brevicollis MX1 is the source of this 753-nucleotide messenger RNA. RefSeq lists its product as uncharacterized. Lineage: Eukaryota; Choanoflagellata; Craspedida; Salpingoecidae. Bases 1 to 753 code for a protein of 250 amino acids. The transcript has 5 exons. The record is from RefSeq and is a predicted model, not a curated record.